Arabidopsis lyrata subsp. lyrata is the source of this 1543-nucleotide messenger RNA. Its product is annotated as TORTIFOLIA1-like protein 5. Gene Ontology annotation, cellular component: microtubule. The record is from RefSeq and is a predicted model, not a curated record. Gene Ontology annotation, molecular function: microtubule binding. The transcript has 3 exons. The coding region runs from base 50 to 1543 and encodes 497 amino acids. Lineage: Eukaryota; Viridiplantae; Streptophyta; Magnoliopsida; Brassicales; Brassicaceae.
UUCUCUCCUUCCAUGGCGUAUUUCUGAAAAAGUCUCCGGUGAUUUCAUAAUGCCUUCCGUUCAAAUCCGUUCUUCUCCGUCUCAUUCUUCACAGCCGGCGCCGAUGACGGUUACUGAUCUCAAGCAACGAGUCAUCGCCUGUCUCAAUCGUCUCUCUGAUCGUGACACUUUAUCUCUCGCCGCCGCAGAGCUUGAUUCAAUUGCUCUUAAUCUCUCACCGGAGAAUUUCUCUCUGUUUAUAAACUGUCUUCAGAGUACAGACUCUUCGGCGAAAUCUCCGGUGAGAAAACAUUGCGUUUCGCUUGUCUCUGUUCUUUCUCGUUCUCAUGGUGAUUCUCUCGCUCCUCAUCUCUCAAAAAUGGUCUCCACCGUCAUCCGCCGCCUCCGUGAUCCCGACUCCUCCGUCCGCGCUGCUUGUGCUGCUGCUUCCGUAGAUAUGACUACCAACAUCACCGGACAGCCAUUCUCCAUCCUCUUGGGGCCGAUGAUUGAAGCACUUAUCCACGACUGCGAUCCCAAUGCACAGAUUGGCGCUGCCAUGUGCCUUGCGGCUGCAGUAGAUGCCGCGGAUGAGCUGGAUGUUGAGCAACUGCAGAAGGCACUUCCUAAAAUCGGGAAAUUGCUAAAAUCUGAUGGUUUCAAGGCGAAAGCGGAACUUCUUGGAGCCAUAGGGAGCGUAAUUGGCACCGUUGGCGGCCGAAACAGCGAAAAGGCGGUGCUAGAUUGGCUUUUACCAAACGUCUCAGAGUUUCUAAGCAGCGAUGAUUGGCGUGCGAGAAAAGCUGCCGCAGAGGCGAUGGCUAGAGUGGCUUUGGCGGAAGAAGAACUAGCUCCUUUGUAUAAGAAGACAUGUGUAGCUAUUCUUGAGAGCAGAAAAUUUGAUAAGGUCAAAAUUGUUAGAGAGACGAUGACUCGUACAUUGAGUUUAUGGAAGCAACUUGAAGGUGAUUCAACAGAGGUCUCAGAGUCAUCUUCCUCCUCCAAAACAGCUUCUUCUGGUUUCUCUGCGACUUCAGGAAAGAGAAGCAAUACAUUGAGAGGCAAAGAUAGGAAUUUAAACGCACCACUAAGCUCAAAGUCAAAUGAUGUUGAGCCUUUAGAUCGUGGUGACACUCCUAAGGAUGUGGAGCAGGAAGCUGUUGUAUCGAAAGAGAAGCGGAAAACACUGGAAGUUAAACGGGCUCUGUUCCCGGCAAAGACGUAUAAGGUCAAAGAGAAUGCGUCGAACAAGUCACAAGUUGUUCAGAGUAGUGAUGAGGAGAGUCCUAAAACUGAAAGUGGUAGUAGCAGUUCUCAGGCAAAGAAUAAUGCAGAAGAGUUGUCUCUGAUAAGAAACCAGAUCACUCAGAUCGAAAAACAACAGUCCAGUCUGUUAGAUCUCUUUCAGAAGUUUAUGGAGAGCUCGCAGAACGGUAUGCAAUCUCUGGAGAGACGAGUACGUGGUCUAGAAACAUCCUUCAGCGUAAUCUCCACUGAUUUGCUGGUCUCUCGCAGCAUAACACAAAAUGGAAACCCCAAACGAAACGCCUGUCGACAGAACUGA